AUCUCGGUGCCCGAGGAAGAGGAAGAGGAGCGGAACCUUCCGCUUCCCCCGCGCUCGUUGCCUGGCAACGCUGCCGCGCGUCCCGUCCGGCCCUCAUGGCACAGCCGCAGCCCGCCGAGAGCCCCGCGCCCCGCACCGGCACGUGGGUGAGCGCUACGCUGCCCCGCCGCUUCCUGCAGCUCCCCUACUUCCGCGGCUACGGGCAGCCGGAGCCGCACCCGCUGUACCGGACGAGCAACCAGGAGUACGGCCGCAGAGCGCCCACGGCGUACGAAGUGCCGAUCUCCUACCACGUCACCUCGCACGCCUUCUCAGACGCUCUGGCCCAGCGUGGCAUGUACAGGAACGACGGGCUCAACACCUCGCUGGAGAAGAGCCGUGUCACCGGCCCCGCCAACUUCAUCACCCCCUACGACACCCUCAACUUUCACCCCAGCUACAAAGUCGGUGGGCCCUCGCACUGUUAGAGCAAUGAAACCACUUCAGUUCAUCGCUGGCUGCUUAGUUCGAAAAAUAACUCCCUCCUCCCCUAAAAAGUCAGGCAAACGACAGCACCGACCCUACCCCAAACCCGCUGCUCAGCCCCACUGUGAAGCACCACACACUUCAGGUCCAGUUACAGCCCUGCCUGCUGCCCCCAGGCUGCAGGUGACCUUUCCUGAAAGCAGUGGGUUGUGACAGGCUGUGAGCAGGGAAUUCAGUGUGUAGGCAAGCUGUAGCCUUGAGGGUGUCCUGAACUUACAGAACUGUUUCCGUGCUGUUGUCUUAAUAAAGAAACGCAUGCAGGAAUCCGCAGCACUGAAGUGAUGCUGGAAAUUAUUUCUGAGAGGAAGGAAAUGGCACAGAUUGUCAAAAAGAGCUCACAUGGCACAACGAAUAGCAGCAGGAUAACACAAGAUCAUGCAGUUAAACAGUUAAGUUGGAAUUUAAAGAAAACUCCUCCUGAACACACUAAAGAAUCUUUCAGCCUGCUAUACAGUGUGACAAAAUAGCUACGUUAACAGAUUAAAGGUAGCAACACAUUUCUAGAAACACCCCCCCAGCUUCAAGCUCUAGGACCAGUCGAGGCCUCAUUUGGCUUUGGAGGAAGAACAGAUUGCUCUGUUUAGUUAAAGUCACUGAACAUCCAAAGUCCAAAACUGAACAGCGUGCCAUCAGGGCUGCAUUUUGUGGUGUAUGCUCCUGGGCCAGACACAACUUCGAGCAAGCCUAACAAACACUUCAAGCCCUGCACUGCAAUUCAUUUAGUUAUCCCAAAGGCAAAAACAGCCAGCUGAGUUCAUCCUUCCAAAAACACACCAACACAUUUGAGCAAGUAAAUACUGGGCACAGAAAUGAGCCUGGGAAGUUAACCUUUUAAAUAUUCAACGCAUUAAAAUAGAUAAGCAACCUCCUCUCACUCGCUGCUGUUGCUCCGUUAGACUCUAGAUAAUGCUUGAGUUUCUCUUCUCUUUCUUCUCCUGAAAUGAGAAGUAACAUUAAGGGCAGAAUUAAUGCAAACACUUGUGGCAGUUUUACAAGUACUUCUAUCCACAGAUUUUUCUGCAGGUUGAAUAAUUCAGGGAUGGAGCUCUUAGAAAUAUAAACUUCGUGGGUUUUGUCACCUGUUCUCCAUCUCUCUCCAUACUUGAUCUAAAACCACCCAGGUCCUUUCCUCUGUGCCUUAAUUAUUCCCCUUUUUGUUUAAUUCCUGAGCUGAAACCAGUUUGUUUGAACGGUUCUGCACACUGUGUGACUUGCAUCACCCUCACAUAACUUGCAUCCUCUAAUAUGUUGGGGUCAUGUUGCCUCAUGCCCUCCACUCAGGUUGGCUGAGAAGGGAGCGACGUGUGAGCUGUGGCUGCAGCCAGCCCCAAGCAUAGACAUUAAUAAAGGAAAUGGUGCCAGAGAUGGAGUGUUUCUUCCUUUGAUACAAAGCAGUCACAAGUUGAAACAGACUCCUAAAAUAGCAGCAAAGAACUGCCUAUAAAAAAUGAAGGCAGUCCUCCUGGGCCCCCGAGGAUUCCUGAAGAUCGCCUUUCCUGAAGCACAAAAACACAGAGUUGCUGUCAUAAAAAUGAAGCAAUGUACCCAAUCAUGGUUGGUUUUGUUUUUGUUU
This is a messenger RNA of Lagopus muta (rock ptarmigan), 2098 nucleotides long. RefSeq names its product piercer of microtubule wall 1 (gene PIERCE1). The transcript is spliced from 3 exons. NCBI's taxonomy places the organism in Eukaryota, Metazoa, Chordata, Aves, Galliformes, Phasianidae. Bases 96 to 467 code for a protein of 123 amino acids. Gene Ontology annotation, cellular component: axonemal microtubule. Gene Ontology annotation, biological process: axoneme assembly. The record is from RefSeq and is a predicted model, not a curated record.